CACUUCUUAUCCGCCAAUCUCAACCUCCACAGACCAACACCAUCCCUGCACAAUUUCGAUCUCAACCACCCAUUAUACCUUUCUCCUUUCCCUACACCCCUUCGUCACCACAUCUGUAACUACAUUCUAGCACAACGACAGCAAUGAGCGGGGCCCAGAAUCAGCCUACCGGGCUCCGCUACCCGUCAAACAAGAAAACAAUAUACGACCGCAACCUUAACCGGACAAAAAAUGCCGAGCUCUCUCGCGCGGCAUUCGCAUACCUGUUCGUAGAAAUGAUAUCCUACGCCCAACAGCGUGUACGAGGAAUUGCAGAUCUUGAGAAACGCUUAAACAACCAAGGCUACCCCCUCGGUCUUCGCCUCCUAGACCUCCUCCUCUCCCGCUCCAGCAACCCACUCUCCUCCAUCCGCCCCACCCGCAUCCUCCCGCUCCUCCAAUUCAUCGCCCAAACGCUCUGGCGUCACCUCUUCGGGCGCCCCGCCGACGCACUCGAACGCUCAGAAUCCGAUGCCUCGCAGUUUAUGCUGUACGACAACGAACCCCUCGUAAAUCAAUACAUCUCGCUCCCCAGAGAAAUGUCGCAGCUCAACUGUGCGGCGUUUGUGGCGGGGAUUAUUGAGGGUGUGUGUGAUGGUGCGGGGUUUGCGACAGAGGGCGUGAGCGCACAUAGUGUGGCGGAGCAGGAGGGGGGUGCGAGUGCGGGUGGGGGGAUGUGGCCCGGGAAGACGGUGUUUUUGAUUAAGUUUAAGCAGGAGGUUUUGGAGAGGGAGGAGAUUUUGGGCAGAGGCGGGGGGUAGAUGUUGGGUGAGAGGGCGCAUGUUUGAGGGUGAGAGGAGUCGUCGACUGAUGAUCGAUCUGAGAGGGGUUACAUUGCACGGCGUCUGGGAGAUGUAUGCAUAUCUUGGAGUUGCAAUUUUCAUAAACUGAACUCG
Lindgomyces ingoldianus is the source of this 935-nucleotide messenger RNA. Its product is annotated as trafficking protein particle complex subunit 5. Bases 144 to 800 code for a protein of 218 amino acids. The transcript is spliced from 2 exons. Gene Ontology annotation, biological process: endoplasmic reticulum to Golgi vesicle-mediated transport. Gene Ontology annotation, cellular component: TRAPPII protein complex; TRAPPI protein complex; TRAPPIII protein complex. NCBI's taxonomy places the organism in Eukaryota, Fungi, Ascomycota, Dothideomycetes, Pleosporales, Lindgomycetaceae. The record is from RefSeq and is a predicted model, not a curated record.